This is a messenger RNA of Volvox carteri f. nagariensis, 916 nucleotides long. RefSeq lists its product as uncharacterized. NCBI's taxonomy places the organism in Eukaryota, Viridiplantae, Chlorophyta, Chlorophyceae, Chlamydomonadales, Volvocaceae. Gene Ontology annotation, molecular function: acyltransferase activity, transferring groups other than amino-acyl groups. The annotation marks the transcript as partial. The record is from RefSeq and is a predicted model, not a curated record. The transcript is spliced from 6 exons.
AUGAAACGAGAUGUCGCCAUCGUCCCGACGAUUCCGCUGCCGGCUGGCGAUGGCCACGCGGCCGACGCGCUGUUCGCGGCAAUCCUGCCCUUUGCCAGCGCGGUGCUGCUGCCUAUGUCCUCCAUCACAAAAACUGCCUUGAAUUCUCUUGGCGUCAGGGCAUUUUCACAAGGAGCCCUUCCUUCGACGUCCAACGGAAUGGGACGCGGAGCGGUGGGGGCGCAGACCUAUGACUACCGCGCUGAGAACGCCACCGCCGCCGCCGGCAGCACUGCAGGCGAUGCCACUGGCGCCACACAUCACAUCCUCGGCGGAAGGAGGCAAGGAGCUGCGGACAAGAGCACCGUCCCGCCUUCCCACAUUGCGGGCCUUAUGAGCCAUGGUCACAUCUUAAGUCACAUCAAAGCUAGGUCACAUUCAUUCUUCAUGGCGCCCGUGCUGCUUUCCAAGUCCUUCCUUCCUGCCGUCCCCGGCCCCAACGGGUUCGCCGCUAAAUGGCUUAGACGGGUCCAUUCGGUUCUGCGGGAGGAGUUCGGCUACUCGCUAUCCGACCUUCGGCAGUUCGAUUUCGCGGCCUUGCUGACCGAGGGAACCCCUGCGGUGUCGGCCGCCAUCGUGGACGUGUACGGCGCUGAUGCAGCGGAGCUCUACCUAGUUGCAACGCGUACGGUGCUUCAGCGGCAGGGAUAUGGCACCUCCCUCGUACGACAACUUAGUGCAGAGCUGGGAAAAAUUGGGGUACGGCGACUGCUGGUGUCGGUGGAUGAUGACGACGAGGAGAACCAAAGGUUAUGGCGCGAUAAGUUUGGAUUCAAAUCGCUUUCAGCUUCGGAGUUGUAUGAGCUAGGUUGCAGCUUUGGAACAUUCAGUGCACCCGCAACUAAGGGGACGGUUUUCCUGGUGCGGAAGCUGUGCG